CAUACUUGGAAGGCGUUUCUUGAGCUGGGAUGAAUUUGAGAAGUCAUUAGCAGAAUUCCAAAAAUUGUCCUGCACUCAUUAUGUUCAUACUUAUAGCAAAACGAUACCGGAUGACAGAUUUAAGUACGCUUUUGUUGGUUUUAAAUGCACUUUUGGAGUGAAUCGUACAAGACCUGGAUUGAAAUUGAAAAAUAAGUCGUAAGAAGAAGUGUAGUAUUAUUUCAUGAAUAUUUCAGGUCUAAAUGUUGCAAUUGCUCGUCUUCAUUUCGCGUGGUUUUGCGUUAUAGUGAAUACAUAAUUGCUUCCCACAAUAUGGUACAUAACCAUCCAUGCAGCAGGGUGUACAUGCAGAAUGACCCAUGGUAUAGACGACUAACAGUUGAAGAGAAAGAAAAUGUGGAACCACUUCUUCAGCAAUCCCACUCAUCCGAUGAAAUAAUAAUGCAUGUUAAGGAGAAGUACCACAAGGAUAUAACUCGCAUUGACGUUAAAAAUAUGAAAGCCGCAGUUACUAAAGGUAACGUUGACGUACUUGUUAUAUACUUAAGGUAUUUCGAGUCGUCGUGACAUUUUUGAAUUCCUAAAAUCCCGUGGGAAGUUAAUGGAGUAUUAUUCCGAUGAACCGAUCAGGAAUUCACUAACAAGAAUUUGUUUUGCAACUUAUGAGCAAAUGGAAUUGUAUAAACAGUUCCCUGAAGUUGUUGGUAUCGAUUCAACGUAUAAUACAAAUAAAGGGAAGUAUUCUUUGUUCCAGUUACUUGUGACGGAUAAUUUUGGUCGUGGACGACCGGUUUUAUUUGCGUGGACUAGAAAAGAAUUCAAACGAGAUGUAGUUUGGAUAUUAGACUGUUUCCGUCAAAUAAUGGAAGACACCUCAAAAACAGAAUCUUUCAUUAUGGAUUGUGCGCAAGCUGAAAUAGCAGCCGUCAAGUUAACGCACAGACAAGCGCACAUUGUUUUGUGUUCUUUCCAUGUUUGCCGAGCCUUCUGUCGUAAAACAAGAAAUCCCAUUGUGAAGAACUAUUUAUGCCGUCUAGUGCAGUGUAAAAAAGAUCAGAAUUUAAUUUCUAUUUCAGAGUUUUUAGCAGAUUGGAUGCUACUGUCAGUCAAUAUCUACAACGUCGUUGGAUGCAUCGACGAGAAUUGUGGGCAGCAUGUUUCAGAGACAACGUGCUGACUUUUGGGAAUGAUACAAAUAAUCGCGUCGAGAGCUCCCACAAGCAAAUGAAACGGUACUUGCAAAGAUCUGAUAGUCUGCAUAAAAGUAUGCUGAAGGUGUAUAAAUGGUAUAAACGAAGUUUUUCAAGAAUACAGCAGGAGGCGAUUAUUGCUCAGUCGCGAUGCUUCACUUAUCCCUGUUCACAACGU
This is a messenger RNA of Trichobilharzia regenti, 1368 nucleotides long. The record is from the annotation of a GenBank genome assembly. Lineage: Eukaryota; Metazoa; Platyhelminthes; Trematoda; Strigeidida; Schistosomatidae.